GGUGCGGCCGAUCGGCAGAUCUUUGAGAAGAAGGAGAAAAAAAGAACGAGCUCGUCGUCGAUGGGAGAAGAACUCGCGCACAAAGGCAGAUCUUUGAGAAGAAGGAGAAAAAAAGAACGACUUCGUGGGGAGAAGAACUCGUGCUCCUCUUUCCGUCACCGGGGAUUUCAUCUCUCGCCGGCGCCGAACGUCGGGCCAGAAUCUGUCUCCGUACCGGGAAAAGAAGAUAUAGGAUACUGUGAGUGGUGGCUGUACGAGCAAGUGAAGCAGAGCGAGAUCGAGACGGCGUCGUUUUCUGCGGUUAAGAGGAAGGACGAGGAAGGGAAGAAGCACGAUUAUUACGUGAAUACUGGGUACGCGAUUCGGACCCUCCGAGAGGAGUUUCCAGAGCUUUUCUACAGAGAGCUCAGCUUUGAUAUCUACAGUUUGGGUGACAAUCAUGAAUCACUGAUGGGAAUAAUGAAGAGGAGACCAGGGAUGAUGUAAUCUUUAAGGAUCCACACAACACAUUUUCUGGAAUCGAGAACUAUAAAUCAAUCUUCUGGGCAUUGAGAUUUCACGGGAAGAUAUUUCCACGGUCUUUGGGUUGACAUUGUUAGCGUGUGGCAACCCGUAGAGAACAUGAUAAUGGUCUGUUGGACCGUGCAUGGAAUCUUGCGUAUCCCAUGGGAGAGCCGUAGCAGAUUUGACGGUACCUCAGAGUACAAGCUCGACAGGGAUGGAAAAAUAUAUGAGCACAAGGUUCACAAUAUUGCCCUCAACGGGACCCAUAAGUAUCAACUGCAGGCUGUCGACCAAUUGAUCCAGUCGAUAGGCUUCUUUUGAGACGAGAUUUAUGAGCUCUGAGGGGGAAUCACAAUGAAGUGCGCAGGAUUUCUUGGUGGUGUUUGAAGCAUUGGUUAGUGUUGCCGCUUCCCACAGCAAAUUCUUGGGCACUGGCGAAGCCAUAUCCCGAGCCUCCCGAGCCGCAUUCCUCAACGUCCUCAACGUCCACACAUUAGCCUCAAAGAAUGACAAGCUCCUAUAAGGCAAGCCAUGCUUCUUACACAACUCCUGCACUAAAGGCGAAACCCUCCUCAACUGGCACCUGGGCAACCUGGGAAACAAAUGAUGCUCGAGCUGAAACUGCAAACCCCCGAAAAACCAGUCCAUGUAAGACGAGCACGAUAUGUCUAUCGUCCCACCCGUCUGCUUUUCGAACCAGUCGUUCCCUCUCGGCGGGCCCACGUACACAUUGGCCGCGAAAUGGUUCAGACAAAACUGCACGUGCUGGAUCGAGGUCACGCAGAAACUCGCCAUCACGAAAACGAACCUUUCUGUCCAAUCCGGCAAAAACGAGACCAAAAUCGGGAACCAUGUCCAGAAAACGAGAAUACCUAAAAGGUUAAGUGCUCGAUCUGGCACUUUCCUCUUCUUCGAGAAAAGUAGUAGAAAUGUCUGGAGAUAGAGGUUUACACGAGCCACGCACAUCACGGGAUAAAACGUGAGGUGUUGGUAGCUCACGAAGAAUCGAGAUAGGGAAUCGAAGGUUAAUUGGCGGCCGUAAAAACGUGACGUCAGCGAGUUGAAAAGCUUAGAAGACACGGCUAACAUUGGCAAGUGUUGAAGGUCCGGGUCGUAAUCGAGGCUGUUGCAAGCAAUGUGGUGUGCGUUGUGUGUCCAUUUCCACCAGGCGAUGCUGAUUCCGGUCAGGCAGUUUCCGGCGAGGAUCUGGAUAAACCGGUUGAACCCGCGGGUCGUCAUUAUCUGGUAGUGACCCGAGUCGUGACCUAAAUAGGCGACCUGCAUCCAGGCCAGGCCAAGCAGGCAGCCGGAGAGAGAAUGUACGGCGAAACUUUCCGUGAAGAUGACGCCAUAGAAGCAGGCGGCCAGCAUCAGGAAAACAGAGCAGAGGGAGUAGAUCACGCCGUGGCCUUUCUUGUCGAACAUACCUGAUUUGGCGAGGUGGCUGGCGAGGCUCCGGUAGUCACGGGAGACCUCGGAGACGGCGAAGUCGCGGAGGCGGUAGCCGGUGAAGAGAGGGUCGAGGUGCUUCCAGGCGUCGCCAGGGUGGAAGGCGACGAACGCGUCGGUGACGUCCUGGCCGGCGAGGUUGAGGAGUGGGGCGUCGCCGCCGGGAUGCACGGCGGACCAGUCGGUGACGUCGUAGAUUUUGCCUUGGAUCGAGAUCCAGAGAUCUCCGGGGACGUUGUGCCGCCUGAGCUCGUCGGAGGUGAUGUACUUCCGGCCGUCGUCCGCCAUUGCACAAACAAUGAAUCGAAUUAAAAGAAUCAAAUCGAAACAAUCCGCUGCAAACAGUAAAAAACAAAACAAUGCAGGGGAAUUAGAUUUGAACCCACAUUACACGAAUAGAUCAAUCGAGCAACAUAGCUAAGAAAUUCGUGAUAAAAGGAAUCUAGAUCGGAAAUCGAAAUGUGGUUGCUUACAUAAAGGAGGAGCUUGAAAUUUAUGGCGUUUCCAAUUUUUUUACAUAUAUAUAUAUAUUUAUUUUUUU
Molecule: messenger RNA, 2494 nt
Organism: Striga asiatica
Lineage: Eukaryota; Viridiplantae; Streptophyta; Magnoliopsida; Lamiales; Orobanchaceae
Source: the annotation of a GenBank genome assembly